Molecule: messenger RNA, 2679 nt
Organism: Anopheles maculipalpis
Lineage: Eukaryota; Metazoa; Arthropoda; Insecta; Diptera; Culicidae
Product: ATP-dependent DNA helicase DDX11
Exons: 3
Coding region: 1-2679 (892 amino acids)
Biological process (GO): nucleobase-containing compound metabolic process; establishment of sister chromatid cohesion
Cellular component (GO): nucleus
Molecular function (GO): ATP binding; hydrolase activity, acting on acid anhydrides, in phosphorus-containing anhydrides; DNA helicase activity
Source: RefSeq, a predicted model, not a curated record
AUGGCAUCUUUUAAGCCAAAGAAACUACUCUCGCCUCCAGAAAAGGGUUCAGACUUUGCAUUCCCAUUUGUAUCGUACGACAUUCAGCUAGACUUCAUGCAAACGCUCUACACCGUGCUGCAUACGGGUGGUAUCGGAAUUUUCGAAAGUCCCACCGGGACCGGCAAAUCGUUGAGUCUCACGUGUGGAACGUUAACAUGGUUGAAGGACUAUUCUCGGCUGGUUGAAGAAGAACUGCAUGAAACGAUUGGCCGGUUGCGAGCUGAUAUAGCACGACUGGAGAAAGAGAACGCAAUAACCAGUGAUUGGAUUACGGGACAGUUCAAUGCGAUGGGUCAGCGAAAAGAGCUUGAUGUGUUGAACGGGUUUAAACAAUCGAUAGAAGAGCAUCAACAGAAUCUGAUACAGAUGAAGGAUCAAGCUGUUCUACACAAGAUUCGAUGGGAGAAGAAGGUUCGUUCGAAUGAUGAUCCGCUAAAGGAAGAACCACCGCAACAGGAUGUUACGAUCGAUGAGGAUGAAUUUUUACUUCCGGAAGAAGGUGACGAUAGCGACGAAGAGCCGGAAGCGGACAGUCACAAAGAGCAAGAGGAACGCUACCGUCCAGUGCAAGUGAUUUAUUGCAGCCGAACCCAUUCACAGUUGUCUCAGGUGGUUAACGAGGUGAAGGAAACGGAACACGCAAAGGAUCUGCGUCUCGUGUCGCUUGCAUCACGACAAAACCUUUGCAUCAAUCCGGAGGUACGAAAGCUGAAGACAAAUACGCUUAUAAACGAACGAUGUUUGGAGUUGUUGAAGAAAGGAGGAAAAAGCAAACCGGAUGAUGAGGGACGUAGUACGAAGAAACGAAGGAAACUGGCACAAUCUUGCCCGUACUACAACCAACGGGCGAUAGAAGGAUUAAAAAAUGGCAUCCUCUUCGAAGUGCCCGAUAUAGAGGAUCUUGUAAAGGCAGGCAAACAUGAGAAUGCUUGCCCAUAUUACGCCACCCGUGCAGCCAUUCCCGAUGCACAGCUGUUGAUGGUGCCUUACCAGCUAAUUCUGCACCGGCGCACACGUCAGCAAUCCGGGAUAGAGCUGCAAGAUUCGAUCCUUAUCAUCGACGAGGCACACAAUCUGCUCGAUACGAUCGCUGCCAUUCACAGUCAAGAAGUACGCCAAGAACAGUUACGACAGGCAAAGCUGCAUCUGUCGGCCUACAAGGCACGCUAUUUUUCUCGAUUUUCCACCAAGAAUCUUCUCCGCAUUAAUCAGCUCAUCUUUAUCGCUACCCGGUUGGAGAAAUUACUAUCCAGUGAUGGUGGCAAAUCGUCACGAAUGAUUCAAACGCAGGAGCUUUUACUCGAAGCGGAUAUAUUUAAUUUGAAUCUGUUAGAUAUAGUUUCCUUCUGUGAUCGGUCACGCUUGGCGCAGAAGGUGCAUGGGUUUGCCCAAAACUCGCCACGGGAGUUGAACGAACAGAACGUUCCAUCGGUCCGAGGGAAAGUUGGCACCAGCUCGAAAGGAUCGACGAGUGCUUUAAAAUCGUUGCUAAUGAAUCUCGAGCAAGAUAGUAAAAGCAAAGCGCAACUGAGGAAGGACGGACGAGCGGCAUCGAAAUCGGUCGUGACUGAUCAGGAAAAUGAUCAGCAACUGCAAGUAAAACCACCGGUAACGAAUGCGAUAAGGCCGUUGAUUAAUUUUCUCGAGUGUUUGCUGGAAGAUGGCACAGGUGAUAGUCGCAUUUUGUUGUCGUUUGAUGGAAAAGAUCCGUCACAAGCGAGUAUGAAAUAUCUGCUAUUGAAUCCGGGUGCACGGUUUGAAGAGAUCGUUAAAAGCUGUCGAUCGGUUGUGUUGGCUGGAGGAACGAUGCAACCGACGGAAGAAUUGACAGAACAAGUAUUCCGCCAUCAUCGGGAGCGAGUAACAAUUAAAAGCUAUCCCCAUGUCGUUCCGAAAGAUGCUGUCCUACCGAUUGCGCUUGGGCGUGGGCCAACUGGAAAGGAAUUUCUGUUUAAUUUCGCUAACAAACAAAACGUAGGAAUGCUGGAAGAGCUUCAAUCGACACUACUAAACCUUUGCCAGGUGGUUCCAAAUGGUGUUGUGGUGUUUUUUAGUUCGUACGAUUUUCUGGAUAACUUUUUCCACAAGCUAGAAGACUCCGGAAAUCGGGCACGCCUAGAAGAGCGUAAGAACGUGUUUCGAGAGCCAAAAACAUCCGGCCAGGUAGAACGUAUUCUGCACGAUUACGCACGUGCCGCACGAUCGGCCACCGGUGCCAUACUGUUCAGCGUGGUCGGUGGAAAGCUAAGCGAAGGAUUAAACUUUUCCGACGAGCUUGGCCGGUGUGUGGUGGUGGUCGGUUUGCCGUACCCGAAUCGUACCAGCCCGGAGCUGAACGAACGGAUGCGUUACCUCGAUCGGUGCCUAACGUCGUCCGGUACCGGACCAUCACCCGGUAGUGAGUAUUAUGAGAAUCUAUGCAUGAAAGCCGUCAACCAGUGUAUUGGUAGGGCAGUGCGACAUGUACGGGACUAUGCGGCAGUGCUUUUGAUCGACACACGGUACUGUACGGGUGACCGGAUAAGGCGCAAGUUGCCGGUCUGGAUCUCGGAACGUAUGGAGUGUGUGGAGCUGCGGUACGGGCAGGCGCACGGUAUGCUGGUGAAAUUUUUCCGUCAACAUAAAGCAAAAGCGUGA